Molecule: messenger RNA, 2471 nt
Organism: Alligator mississippiensis (American alligator)
Lineage: Eukaryota; Metazoa; Chordata; Crocodylia; Alligatoridae
Product: olfactory receptor 14A16-like
Exons: 2
Coding region: 1293-2249 (318 amino acids)
Biological process (GO): G protein-coupled receptor signaling pathway
Cellular component (GO): membrane
Molecular function (GO): olfactory receptor activity; G protein-coupled receptor activity
Source: RefSeq, a predicted model, not a curated record
ACCACCUGCAGAAACCACCAGCCGCAUUGGCAGUGGCCAGCGGCAAUCCGACACCAUCCACAGAUGCUGUCAGCAGUGUUGGCAGUCGGCGGGGAGGGUGGUUGGUACUGGCAAGUGGCAACUGCCCAAAAGCACAGGCGAUGAUUCUUCAGGGAAUGCACCACCAAUCUCAGGGGGUGCACAUGCACCUGCAUACACCCCUAGGCAUCACCAAUGCCACAUGCAGUACGCACCCCCAGUGACCUGCUGUGGGUAACAUGUGCCGCAGGCUGGCCCCUCACAUCUAAUGCUGUGCACGGUGCUGGGGCCAGGUUGUGUUGUGUGUGGUGUGCAGGGCUAGAGCUGUACACAUGGGGCAAGCACCACAUGUAACCAGUCCACAAUGCACGUUGCAUGCAGUGUCUCUACUAGAGCACCCCUGUGGGCUUGAUUUGGCAUCUGGGGUUCAUCUGUGUUUGACACCGCUGGGUUCAAGGGAAGCUGGUGGUGGAAGAAAUGCGGGGGAGAUGUGACCUGGGAUCUAUACGAGUCAGGGGAAAGUGGUCCUUGGGGCUGUCAAAUUCAUGACAGUAGAUUCAGAACCAGGACCCUGCUAGUGAUUGCUGAGCUAAUAUUUUGUCAAUGUGAUGCCUUGCAACAGAGCUUGUUUGUCUGAGUUAUGGAAUAUAUUAACUACAUUUAGAAUUUUUUUUUUUUGCACCUUACAACUUGACUUUUUCCUUGUGUUAUCUUCUCAUGUAAAACUAUGUAGGAAGUAACCCAAAUGCAACUUGGUGCCUCCCUGCAUGCUAAGGUGCCCAGGCUAGCUAACUGGGACAACAGAGCCAGAUAGAGAAGCUCAGGGCCUUCUCAGAGAUCCCAUGACUUGUGUUGUGAGGGAGAUUAAACUAGAGCAUGGCUCUUCUGUUCAACUCAGGCUGUUUACAUCUGGGCUUUUCCUUCUGAGCUGUGCAGGACUCCAGGGAACAAGUCCCAUGAGCCUUUGGAAGACAACAAGGGCAAAAUUGCUGUCUUGCUUCACUCCUUUUCUACAAGGCAGAGUUGAGGUCAGCUGCACACCCAGAAACCUGGUUGGAUUCACUUCAGUCGUUCAGUGACAGAGGGAGCAGAGAAAGACCUCUGAGUUAUCUGUGCUUUUGGAGAUCUAGACUAGUGGUCGGUGCAGAGGAGAUCUGAGAGAUCAACUGGACAAGAGCAAAGGAUCUCAGCAGGGGAAGCCUGAACAUGACACAAGAGAUAAGAAAGCCUCCACAGAAACAAUUUCAGACUUGCACAGUGCCCUGGGAAGGAAGAUGCCCAACUGCACCACUGUAACCGAGUUCCUCCUCCUGGGCUUCUCUGACACUCGGGAGCUGCAGAUUUUACACUUUGUCAUCUUUCUGGCAGCGUACCUGGCAGCUCUGGUGGGGAACCUCCUUGUUAUCACUAUUGUAACUACGGACCACCACCUCCACAGCCCCAUGUACUACUUUUUGGCAAAUUUCUCCAUUCUUGACCUUGGAGCCAUCUCUGUCAUCGUCCCUAACUCCAUGGCCAAUGCUGUCUUAAACAACAGGAUAAUUUCCUAUGCUGGAUGUGUUUCCCAGGUCUUUUUCUUCUUCCUUUUUUGUACAGCUGGUUUUGCACUCCUAACUAUCAUGGCAUAUGACCGAUACAUUGCCAUCUGUAAGCCACUGCACUAUGGGAUAAUAAUGAACAGGAGAGCUUGUGUCCAGAUGGGUGCCAGUGUGUGGGUUGCUGGUGCCAUCAACUCUGCAGUGCACACUGGGAGCACCUUUAGUCUCCCCUUCUGCCACUCAAAUAUCAUCAACCAGUUCUUCUGUGAAAUACCCCAACUACUCAAGCUCUCCUGCUCUGACACAUACCGCAGAGAGCUGGCAGCCCUUGCCUUCAGUGUGUUUUUAGCUCUAGGUUGUUUUGUUUUCAUCGUUGUGUCGUAUGUUCAGAUCUUCACCGCAGUGUGGAGCAUCCCCUCGGAGCAGGGCCGGCAGAAAGCCUUCUCCACCUGCAUUCCUCACCUUAUCGUGGUCUCCCUGCUUCUUUCCACUAGUGGCAUUACCUAUUUGAAGCCCAUCUCUGACUCCCCGUCCCCUCUGGAUCUCCUGGCAGCUGUUCUGUAUUCUGUGGUGCCUCCAUUGAUGAAUCCGGUCAUCUACAGCAUGAGGAACAGGGAGAUUCAAGCUGCCCUCAAGCAACUUCUUCACAGGCUGAUCCUCUCCAAAACCAAGUUACCCAUCUUUGUUUCAUGACUUUACUUUACUUUACUUAUGUUUCUUUUAUAAUUAACUCAUGAUAUCAUUGUUUUCAUACUAUAGUGUGCAACCUAUUUACAGAAAAUGAAGGUGGUGGGUUAAUUCUGUAGCUUUGUACGUACAAUGACAUUUCAUUUGGGUCAUUUUGUGUAAACACUGUUGAAGCGGUAAAGUAAUUUUACCAUUGGUUCCACCUCAAAUAAAUGCCACCAAUUGCAA